CCGAACAGAUAUUUCACAGAAAACAGUCGUUGGGUGCCCCAUGGCCCAGGGACGAGGCAAGUGCUGACGGCUUUUGUGGUGUUAGCUGUUAGGUGUCCGUCAUUUUGGUCACUUAUAAAAAUGACCUGGGACCUGCGUCGUACCCAGACGUCUCUCUCUCUCGAUCAAAAUGUGCGCGCAAAGGAAGGCGGGAAGGAGACAACGGGCGAGACGGCGCUUCGCCCGCCGUCUGUACCCUUCCCACGGUCCCUUGGGUUCAUCACCUGUCGCUCGCCUUUACCUUGCCUGCGUGCAGAAGUCUCCUAUUUCCUUUGUUGCACGCGGAAAAGGGACGUCUGCGUAACGCCGUCGCUAAUCGUGUUCCAGCGUCCCGCUGGCAGGGUAUUCUAUUUCGCAUAAAUUGUGAAAUAAUAUCCGGUUAGAAAUAAGAGUUGACAGGCCAAACAAAACAUCAUAAGCUCGUGAUACGGGUGAAACGUGACCUUGGGAGUCUGCUUGAACAGAGGUUUUUCUUCUUUUCUCUCUCGCGCGAAGAUUACUAGCACUGCACAGUGCAUGUAGCAUUCUAACCUUUGACUGAGUAAAUCUCAUUUUUGCCGCGCUAAGUCUUCCAUUUAGAGGUCAUGAAGCAGGUUUGUUACAUGCAUACUGAGUAAUUAUUUCCUGUGGUUUAUGCUUCUGUGGGUGUUCCCGAUAGGAUUUGAUUUCAGAUGCAGUUGUAAAGUGUUUAAAUUUUCUUGACCUCUGUUUGUUACGGCUAAAUAAAGAUUUUAGUUUCUUUGGCUGGCUUUCUCCGAAAUGCCUGCCUGGUGCGAAGUCCACGCCGCUUUUGUAGUUUUCUCAGACACUGUUUACAAAUAUGAUGUGAUGUGUCAUGCAGAGUAAAUUGUAAAGAAAUAAUUUCCUCGUACACGUUAAAUUUUCCGCGUCCCCGCACAAGAUUUCGAUCGCUCUGCUUUUCGAUCGACGAAAAACACAGCACACAAUCGCACAUGUUUUGAUUUGUUUUGGUUAGAAAACCCCGCUUACAUAAAUCAUUUAAAUCACCGCAUACAUUAUCAGACCACAUUCGAUAACAACCAAUCAGCGUUAAGUCAAACAAUGCGCACUGUGUGUCAGCCUAUCACAGCGUGUUCCCAAGAUCUUGGGAACCCAGCAGGACGCUGGAACACGAUUAGCGACGGCGUUACGCAGACGUCCCUUUUCCGCGUGCAACAAAGGAAAUAGGAGACGUCUGCACGCAGGCAAGCCUUUACCUUGCGAAAAACGAAACGCCUGAGCAGGAGGCUGACCUAGGACUUUGCUGCAAUCAAAUGUGGGAUGAAUGUUGGCAGCGUUUUAAGCCCAGAAGAAUUGAUUUUAAAAAAUUCCUUUUUCAAUUACGGCAUGUUUCAAAGGUUCACUCAGAUGCUCGAAUAACUAACUCGGUUACGAUAUUUACAGAACAGUACAUGUCGAUGGCCAGCGCUAAAAACUUAAAAUGGUAUCUGCAGUUUAAUUCGGAUGAGCUUCAGUGACUUUCCGAAGCCCGAAAGUCAUCCGUCACUUGUUGCCAAUUCAACCGCGAAGGAGAAUGGACCCACAACCUCCGUCGUUUGCACAUUCUUCGUCUACAGCCAUUUUAAUAGGCUAUUUCAGAGUUUUAAAAUCUUUCACUUUCAAAACGAGGCUAAGUGCAAAAACUUUCUUGUGAUAAUGAGUCCUAUUUGCAUGAGAAUAAAAAGGAAUGUUCAUAUCAAAGCUUAUCAAUGGCCUCGCACUUAG
Molecule: messenger RNA, 1764 nt
Organism: Porites evermanni
Lineage: Eukaryota; Metazoa; Cnidaria; Anthozoa; Scleractinia; Poritidae
Source: the annotation of a GenBank genome assembly